This is a messenger RNA of Pygocentrus nattereri (red-bellied piranha), 2113 nucleotides long. It is a transcript of the gene scpp1, whose product is annotated as secretory calcium-binding phosphoprotein 1. The transcript is spliced from 9 exons. Bases 192 to 944 code for a protein of 250 amino acids. NCBI's taxonomy places the organism in Eukaryota, Metazoa, Chordata, Actinopteri, Characiformes, Serrasalmidae. The record is from RefSeq and is a predicted model, not a curated record.
CAGCAGUUGUGGUAAAGCUGAGCUGGCAAGAAGGAAGUGAUGUUCUCACCUUUAUGAAGAGGCUGGGAGAUAAAUAGUGGCUCCUCCAGCGCACCACAGCAUUUAAUCUGCACUUUCAUUCCAGCAGCAUCACUGCCGCACUGCUGCCCAUCUAACUGGAUUUACUAGCUACAACUGCAAGAGAACAAAGAAUGAAGUUUGCCAUUGUAAUUCUCUGCCUGCUGGGAACAACCAGUGCUAAUCCCAUCUUAUACAAAGUGACCACUGAGAUGAUGGAACAUGCAUCCAACUCUACCUCAUCAGUGUCUGAAUCCUCUGAAGAAAGCGAUACAUCAGAACACAACAGCUCACCGGAAAAUACUUCUGAGAACAAUACGUCAGAAUCGCUGGAGUCUGCAUCCGAUGAUCAGACUUCAGACAUGAGCCGGAGUCACUCCCUGGAAGCUCGGUUUGGCACAGGUGAGACAGGAAUGACCACAGAUGACAGCCAAGGCAGCCUGGAGAACAUGCGCAAGAGCUGGAUUCAUCUCAUCAACGUCAAAGUGCUCAGCGAGGAGGACAAAGACACGACAGAGGACCUCUCCUCUAACAGCAGUGAAUCUACAGAGAGUCAGGAGCAGCAAACCCACAGCAGCAGCAGCAGCAGCAGCAGCACAGAGUCCAGCAGCAAAGACAGCAGGGCUGUGGUGGACAGCAACGAGACCAGUGAGAGCAGAAGCAGCAACAGCAGUAGCAGCAACGAGAGCCGAGAGUCCAGCCACAGCACAGAGAGCAGGGAAAGCACAGAGAGCCGCUCGAAAGAGUGCCCGUCUGAGGCCGACAGCGAUGAGUGCGACAGCGAUGAAUACGACUUCCACGACAUCGGAGACGAUGGAGCCAGUGAACCGCUGAACGGCUUCCGUACGCCCGAUAACAAUGACCAUGAGGUUCUCUUUAAGAGAUGACCAAAUGUAACCUUUUAAGAAGAUAUGAUUAACAGACAAAAUACAGUUUGGAAAUCCCUGCUGAGAGAUAUUAACAGGAUAAUUAAAUGAAUAAGAGGCAGUUAAAGCGGAAUUCCACCACUUUUCUAGUCCACAUUUCUGCAUAAAGGAAUUGUGGAAAGGUAAACAAAGUCAUUUAGGAUUUGGUGUGAAAUAGCGUAUUGCAGAACAACAUACCCUAGGAACCAGUAUGUAAUGUUAGUGAUAGCAAAAUAGCGCUAAAAUUUAAAAGCUUUCCUUGAGAGAACAUUUAGAGGCAUUCAGACAUCUGGUUCCCAUGACCACAAGUGUAAGCAGUUCUCACCCAUAUCAGCACCAUUCUGAAUGAUUGUCUUUAUAUCUUAACAUUUUUUUUAAAUAGUACCAAUUUGGGGAAAAAAUUGGUGGAAUUCCUCUUUAAAGGAUGGUAGACCUAUUAAACACAAAUACAGCUUGUGGCACUGACGAAUGACAUGUAGUAGACAGUUUAUUUUGGAUUAAUACAUGUUACAUUUAUUACAGAUUAGGCAUUUGUAGCUUACUUGAGAGCAUAGCAACUUCCUCUGGGAACUGUUUUUUGUUCUAUACACCUCUGCAUCUAAUUAAGGGCAUACUGUAUACACAAACUACAGGCCUACAUAAUACACAUAAUGCAGCCUUGAAUCUGCUCAUGGGCUUUUCACACUUUCAGCAAGUUUCCAUUACUUUGGACUUGCUCAUUAUUAAUACUAUAAUAUAAUAUGCCAUACACUGGCAUGUAAGAAGAAGAGUUGGUACAAUCACCAGCCCUUAAUUCUUUCUGAUCAUGCAUCUCAUGGUACCAUUCUUUUCAUUUUAGCUAUUACAUCUGAAUGUAGUUAUGAACGAUAUCUCAAGGGUUUCUCAAGUUUCAAAUGUAUUGAAACAGUGUAUUUUUUUUGUUGCUGGAAUACAUUACAGCUAUUUAUUUUUAGUGUAUUUUAGUUUAAAUGUGUAACUUUACAUGUCAUUUUCAUUACUGGAACUUGGCUACCAUACCUCAAUUGCAGUGUUAACUGUUGUUGAAAUUGCACAGUAUUUAUUAUUUACAGAAUAUCACUGUUUAUUUUUAACAAAAACAACUCUGGCAUCACAUGGCUAAUGAUUCUGAUGUCACCAAAUAAACAUUGAUA